CGAUGAAGAAGGAAAAGGAGAGCGUGAGUGAACCAUUACCUGGUGGAUGUGUCUCUGUGUGUGUACUGCAAAUCCUCAUUCCAGAGACCCGUCGAGGGGCGUGUUCAGAGAUGACGAGAACUUCUCUCUGGCCCUCCUCCACAGAGGUCCUAGAUUUGACUCAGCCUCGCCUCUGCUAGCAGGGCGCGUCAAGGCUGGCAUACAAGAGGGCCCAGAGACAAACGCAGUAGAGAGCCGACAACAACGACAGCAGCAGCCACAAGACGCCCAGUUCAUCCAAUCCAUCAAUCCAUUCCCCCUCGGCGAUAGCGGCGGUGUUGUCCCGACUGAUGGCUGUGCGAGCUAAACAAGAGGGGGGGAAACAACAAAGUAGCCCCGAAGUCUAUAAUUCUAAAUAUGGAUGUGGAUAUGGGGGAUCUGCACGAGCAGCCGAACAGCCCACCGCGCGCGCAAGGACACUCCCUGCGCGUAACUGUGUCUCUCUCAUGUGUCUCUCUGUCUUUCAAGACAAGGCAAAAACAAACAGAAGGGUUCAACGAACCUGCUGCUUGCCGGCAAACACGAGACCCCUUUCCUGCAAGCCAAGAGGCAGAUGCUAAAAAGGAUGGUUCGUCGGGGAGGCUAGAGAAGGGGAAAUGAUGUUUGUGGCUUGAAUGGGGCUUGGGCAGUGCGCAUGAGGGUGUGUGCGUGUUUAGAGGCUUGUGUGUGGGUGUAGGUGUGUGUCAAGACGUGGGAUGGUGGUGCUCAUGGUGGAUGGGUGGUGUCCUGGCGGGCCUGGCAGACGAGACAUGACAAGCCAAGACAAGACAGGCAGUCAUGCAGCUGAGCCCAACGUCUUGUCUGUCAAACUACCACAGACCGUUGCGACACCGGUCCAUUCUGGCCUGGCGGUGCUAGUCUGCAUGGAUGAACGCCAUUCUUGCGGGAGAAAAGAAAAUGGCAGAAAAAAGUUACAAUGAUAAAAAUUC
Molecule: messenger RNA, 968 nt
Organism: Cryphonectria parasitica EP155
Lineage: Eukaryota; Fungi; Ascomycota; Sordariomycetes; Diaporthales; Cryphonectriaceae
Exons: 1
Coding region: 47-346 (99 amino acids)
Source: RefSeq, a predicted model, not a curated record